Molecule: messenger RNA, 5063 nt
Organism: Anneissia japonica
Lineage: Eukaryota; Metazoa; Echinodermata; Crinoidea; Comatulida; Comatulidae
Product: luc7-like protein 3
Exons: 10
Coding region: 38-1525 (495 amino acids)
Biological process (GO): mRNA splice site recognition
Cellular component (GO): U1 snRNP; U2-type prespliceosome
Molecular function (GO): mRNA binding
Source: RefSeq, a predicted model, not a curated record
UACGUAUGACGUUUUCGUUUUUAGGACAGACUUCAACAUGGCGCAUGCCGCUGCUGCACUGCUCGAUGAGCUGAUGGGCAGAAAUCGAAAUCUUCGCCCAGAUGACGCAAAUAGAAAUAUACGAUGGGAUAGCGAAGAUGUAUGCAAACACUUCUUGGUGCAGUAUUGUCCACAUGAGCUCUUUAUUAACACAAGAUCUGAUCUUGGACCAUGCACCAAGCUCCAUGAUGAUGAGUUAAGGAAGGCUUAUCAAGAAAGUUCAAGGUAUAGGAAGAUGGGAUAUGAAGAAGCGUUCCUUAGUUGCUUGGAGCAGAUAAUGCAAGAUGUUGAGCGUCGCAUCCGUAGAGGGCAUUCUAGGCUAGCCCUCAAUAACACUUCAAACUCGCUGCAUACACCAUUGAAAAACAAGAAUGAGGAAAAGAUUAAGCUUCUAACAGAAAAAAUCAAUGAUCUACUAGAACAAGUGGAGCAACUGGGAUGCGACGGAAAGGUGGAAGAGGCAGAGGGCACGAUGAAGUUGGUGGAUCAACUGAAGGAUGAGCGAGAACAGUUACGAGUGUCUGUGGAAUCAAUAGCCUCCCAGGAGAAGCAGAUGGAAGUAUGCCAGGUGUGUGCUGCAUUCCUGAUUAUCGGUGAUGCGAAGUCGCGCGUCGAUGAACACUUGAUGGGAAAGCAACACAUGGGCUAUGCUAAAAUCAAGGCAACAAUUGAUGAAAUUAAGAAAGAGCAGAGACGGCCAAUAGAAGAAUUAGAAGCUAAGCGACAAAAAGAGCGCGAGGAAAGAGAGAAGGAAAGAGAGAGGGAAAGAGAAGAAAGGCAGAGAAAGAGAGAAGAGAGAGAAAAAGAGCGCGAGAAAGAAAAAGAGGAGAGACAAAAACGGAAGGAAAAGGAAAGGAGAGAUCGAAGGUCGCGCUCAAGGUCAAGAGAUCGUCGGAGGAGGAGUAGAUCACGUGACAGGAGGAGAUCAAGAAGCAGGGACAGAAAACGUAGAAGCAGAAGUCGAGACAGGGACAGAGAAAGGGAUAGAGACAGACGUAGAAGAAGUCGUAGUAGAGAUCGCAGAAGAAGAUCACGUUCACGAAGCAGAGAAAGACGUAGAUCAAGGUCACGUUCACGCAGCAAAAAAAGGUAUUCAAGAUCAAGAUCGAGGGACCGUCGUCGUUCAAGAAGCCGGGACCGGCGAAAGAGCAGAGAUCGAAGUGAUCGUGAUAGAGAACGCAGUAGAGAGAAAGAGGUGGUGAAGAAAGAACAGAAAGAGGUGGAAAGUGAAGUUAAAGAACAGGAAAAUGGUCUUCAACAAGAAAAUAUUCCAAAAGAAGAAACCUUGGAAGAGAUGGAGACAUUAAAGGAACCUCACCAGUAUGGAGAAGUGUCAUCUACAGAGGAUGCAAGUGAGCCAAACGAACCUGACCCAAUCAAAACUGAGCUGAUUGAAAGUGAGCCAAUCAAACCAUUGCAAAUUCCAGCAGAGCCAAUCAAAACUGAGAUAGAUUUUGAAGUCAUGGAAAGUGAAAUACUGGAUUAAGACAUACUCCUACUAAACCUUCAAACUAAAGAGGUUUUUCGAGUUUUGAUUGAUUGAUAUGCUUCUACUGGAACACCGUGGUAUAGUUGUGAACAGAACGAAGACAUUUACAAAUUGGUUUUGGAGGAAUUGCCUUUAGUGUACAGGUGAACAUUAUAUUAAUAAAACAAAUAAGUAGUUUCAACUUUACAAUCAAACAGGAACCAUAAUUUCUUGUAACAUUACUGUUUAAAGUGCACAGGCAUAGACUUUUAAUAAGAAUAUUUUUAAGUUUGUAUUCAAAAUGUCCCAGUAAAAACUUUGGGACUUUUGGCACACCAGACUUCUUUCAGACAAAAUGCUUGGUGACAAUUUUGAAUAGUCACAAUAUUGUCAUGGAAUUGGUCUCAUGUGUCCCACUCUUGUGCAACCAUUGCCUUUGUUAAGCUCAAAAUAAGUUUGUGUUUCUCCAAGCAAAAUCUAAUCCAGGAUCGGUUUUUUUUUUCUUUUAAUACUAUUUCUUCAAAGAAUAACUUGUGUUGUGAAUCCAAUAUGAAAAGAAGCUUUUUAUGCUUUAAUUAAUUUUAUAUCUUUAACCAUCAGUUUUAUCCUAAUGCAUUCCAUUUUAGUACUCAUGAUGGAGAUGAAUGUUGAUUAGUUAUGAACUAUGAAAUUUGACCUCUGGCUUUAUAACUGGGGGAAAAUCCUGAUUGACCCUGAUUUCCAAUUCAUUACUGUGCAUGGCCAACACAGCAAGCGAGUAUCUUUGUUUCAUUGGUGGUAGUAUUCUUAUAAAAACUCUAUGCAAGUGAACAAACCACUGACAAUAAUAUUCUGUUGUAAAAUAUAAUUUUGUGUUGUUAUUAAAUUAAUUGACUGCAUACAUAGUGUAUUCAGUCAAGGGGGCUCGAAGCAACUUAGGUUUAGUUAUUAUUAUUAUAGAUAGGCCUAGGCCUACUUGUAGCAGUAGUGAAUGGGAUAUUAUGUUCUUUAAAUGUUCCUGUAUUACAUUAGUAGAUUGGAUUUUAGAAAAAUAUAUUGUCCAAAUGUAGAUAUACGUGAUUACACAUUCCAAAUGUUUUGUAUUGUUAAUGGGCAUGCUGAUACCUAUAAAGCAGUCCAUUUGUUUCCCAAUGACAUCAGCGGUCGUGGUGUCAACUCCAGAUCUGUACAGGUCAAGAAUGCUUCAGUCGAGUCAUCAUGACCCCAUCCUUGUUGUAGUAUUCACAUAAAUGACAAUUCAACCGUGCAAGGCCACAUCGAGUUAAGUCUUGACCGUCUGCUUAUCUGUACCAUCAUUUUACCAAGCAGGUUAUAACAUGUAGUAGUUAGUUGAUGUGUUUCCCUAGAUUUCGUCCUUACAGGCUGCCACUAGCAAGUAUAGAUUUUAACUUGAUUGGCUAAUACAGUAAUAUACAGUAUUUGUUUUCAUAAGUCAACUGUGAUAUUAUCACUGUAUCCCCAAUCUUGCUCUAAUCAAACCUUCGUAUAAUAAUUUCCACAUAGUGUAUGUUUAUUAGUAUACAUGUAAAAUUACUCUUGUCAGGUGUUCAGAAUUUAUUCUCUAGCAAUAAACUGCAUAUAUCUUUAUUAUUUGUAUCAAUAAUUGUUUCGAACCAGUACAGUAUACAAACAAGUACAGUACAGUACAGUGUAGUAGAUUGACUAUUGUAUCUGUGGUACACAAAUGUUUGUACGGUAACUACACUGUACUCAAGCCUCAAGUAGUCUGUUUCAUACCUGUUUCAUAUUGUCUGCGGUAUUAUUUAAAGGGUGGCAAGGGGAUUAGGGCAGUGGGUGGCUCAAGAUCCCAAGAAUAAAUUUCAUCCCUGGUGCCUCUCACUGAAAAACAUUUUAAGCAAAAAAUCGCCUCAUUGGCUCAGCUAGCAUCCCUCACUAUCUAUUUUUUCUUCAUUCCUGCCCCCUCCCCAUGCCAGUACCCUAGAUUUCAGUCACUGCAUACUGUUCUUAGGUUUAUGCCUCUGGUUUGGUGUACAGUUGAACUUGCCUAAGUCGAAUCCAAAAUGUCAUUGAAAAAUUGUUUAACUUAGAUAAAAUUUGACUUACAGAUUGUUAAUUAAUGGAAAACACAACAAUUUGUCUUGUAAAAUAAGAUUGACAUUGAAAUUAUUCGAGUUCGGUAGAGUCGACUUAGGCAAGUUUAACUGUAUUUAGCAUUAUGUACUGUAAUAUAUCCGUUUGUUUAUUCAUGAGCCCACUAAUACCAACGAAAGAAAACAUCUGACAUCUGGCAGCUGUAGUUGGAGAUGGAUGGAUUAUAUUACACUAAGCACAAGUAGGUGGCGCUAAUACUUGGAGAUGGCCUAGGAUCACACAUAUUUAGAUUUUUUAUUGGCCGUGAAGUGUAAGUUUAAUUGUUGGCAAUAAAAGAUGUUUACUUGUUCAGUAAGAGUGUUUGAUUGGUAGUUACCUCUUAGCCAAUCAAAAUCUCUUAUUGUACAGUGCAGGUGUUUGAUUAGGUAUUACCUGUUAGUGUUUGAUUGGCCAUUAGCCAUUUUAAUUGGCAAUAAACUAUAGUUAAUUGAUGGAUGGUGCAGUCAUAAUUUGGUUGGACAUACACCAUUGUGAUGACUCGGAUUUUGAAUAGUAGAAAAGCUGUGUAAGUUUGUAUUGGUUUCUGAAUAUUAAUAAGCUCUUUGUCUUCGAUUGGUCAAUAAAUUAAAACCUUUGAUUGUCUUAUUUCAUGUUAGCAGUUACCUUUUGAAUUUUAAUUUGAUUGGUCGUAAUCUGUUCUUUGUAAUUGGUCAUGAGAUUGAAGACUGAUUGGUCUUCAGUGUAUGUUUUGUGGUUCUUUGAAUAUGAUUUGAUUGGUUGAGUUAUUUGAUUGUGAUGGGUGUGGGGGAGCCCUGAAUUGAUUAUGAAAGUCUGAGAGUGCCAUUUCCGGCCCUCUAGAGGUGAGGUGACAUGUUCAUAAAUUGUUUUACCUCAGCAUCUACCAUUGUAGGACUGAGGUGGAGUAGACCAUCCAUCUUGGCCCCUCUAAUUUGAAUCCCUGUAUCUGCCACUGGAUAGUCAUAUUUCAUUUAUUUUAUGCAUUUUUUUUUUAUAGUUUUUAUUUAAAUGUCAGCUGUGUGUUUGUUGAUUGGUUAUUUUUUGCUUCAUCCUCAUUUGAUUGGCUAUAAACUGUUAGUCACUUGUAAUAUAUUCUUUAAAUGUUGAUGCUUGUUAUUGGCAAUUCAUAACAAUGAUUUGGUGAUAUAUAAUUUUAAGUAAGUUAGGCCAUAUAAUAUGCUAAUUAAUUACCUGUUAUGUGUGAUUGUACGAUAAAAUUAUAAGCUAAGACUUUUUAGGUAAAAGGUUAAACUUGAUGACACCAAACUUAAAGAUAUUAACUGUUGAUAUCUACAUUAUUCAGCAUCUGUGAGAUCAGGACUAACGCCUGUUAACCAUACAGGUACUUGAAAUUGUAACCAUUGAAUGCUUAGACUGAACUUUGAGAAAGAUAACAAUAACCACCAGUGCAUGUGCUGUAUCUACAAUAUUCAACUAUUGAUGGAACGUUUGUCGCAUUGGUAUAAUAAAGUGGAUGUUUUGGAAA